Molecule: messenger RNA, 1887 nt
Organism: Rotaria sordida
Lineage: Eukaryota; Metazoa; Rotifera; Eurotatoria; Philodinida; Philodinidae
Source: the annotation of a GenBank genome assembly
AUGGCUACUAAUAUGAUUGCAAAAAUAUCAGUAGGUAUAAAACGAGAUAAUAUGCCUUUACUUGAUUUACCAUUUGAUGAUUCACAAUGCAAUGGAAGUAGAACAUCAUCAUCAACAGUUCAAUUCGAACAACCACCAUUAAUAACAACAUCAAAUGGAACUUGUUCACAUGAUAAUGGUACACAUUUACGUGCAAAAUUACGAUUUUUUUUAAUGUCACCAUGUUGGAAAUGGCAUUUAAAACGACAAUGUCCAUGGAAAGCAUGGUUUCAAUUUAUUAAAAUUAUUAUUCUUACUACACAGUUAAUCCUUUUUGGUAUUGAAAGACAAUCACAUGUUGUAUUUAUUUCUGAAAGUAAUAUAACAUUUCAUCAUUUAUUUAUUCGUGGUUGGAGUUCAGCGGAUGAAACAUUACCAUAUCCAAGAGCAUCAGGAGAUUUUGCUGUUUAUACUAAUCAAGAUUUUAUUGAUUCAAUUAAUUAUGCUGUACAUCGAUUUAAUAAUUUAACAAAUAUAUCACUGGGUUUAUUUGAUUAUCAUGAGCAUGCAACACAAAAAUCAUAUAGUUCUGAUUCAGAAUCACGUGAACGUUACAUUAAUUUAUGUUUGGAUCGUUUUAAAACAUGUCGAAUUGAUCCAACUUCACAUACCUAUAUAUUAGAUUCUGAAACAGAAAAUAAUUGUUCCACAUUAAAUGCAACAAACAAUUUUAAGAUUGAAGAAUAUUUAUUAAACGUACAUAAUGAAACCGUAAAUUAUUGUGGACUUAAUUCAUUAACACUUGAAUUUGCUAUACAUGCUAUUCAACUUAAAAAUCAAAAACUGUUUAGUUUACCUGAUUGUUAUCAUUUUUCAGUUAAAAUAACAUUUGAUAAUAAUGCUCGAACAGGAAAAAUUCGUCAACAUCUUAAUUCUCAAGCACAAUUUCGUACAUGUAAUCGAAAAUUAAUACAUCAAUAUUCAGAUUUCACAUUGACACGACGUAAUUUAUUGAUUGUUUUGGAUUGUGUGGUUUUAUUGAUAACUAUUAUCUCAUUUAUUCUUUGUAUACGAUCAUUAUGGUUUGGACAUCGUUUAUGUAGAGAAGUUUGUUUAUAUUAUUCUAUAGAACGAACUAGCGAAAAGCCGUUAACUUGGAGUGAAUUACAAAUUUUUUAUUCAUAUUGGUAUUUUCUUAUGAUAAUAACAGAUUUAAUGGUUAUACCAGGAACUAUUAUUAAAAUUGGAAUUUUAUUUAAAGUGACGGAUGACUAUAAUGCAGCUGGUUUAUUACUCGGUCUAAGUAGUCUAUUGUCUUGGAUUGGUAUUCUACGUUAUUUAUCUUUCUUUCGUAAAUACAAUCUUUUAUUUGUAACAAUUUCAACAUCAUUACCAUUAAUUCUUCGUUUUCUUUUAUGUGCUCUUAUUAUUUAUUGUGGAUAUAUGUUUUGUGGAUGGAUUGUAUUGGGUCCUUAUCAUACAAAAUUUCGAACAAUAUCAACAACAUUUGAAACGUUAUUUGGAUUAAUUAAUGGUGAUGACAUGUAUUCAACAUAUGCUAAUUUAGAAACUGAGUCAAUUUAUAUAUGGGUGUUUUCAGAAAUAUAUUUAUAUUCAUUUAUUUGUUUAUUUAUUUAUGUUGUAUCAAGUUUAGUUAUUGCAUUAAUUAUUGAUGGUUAUGAUACAGUUAAGAGAUAUUAUAUAGAUGGAUUUCCGAAAAGUCGUUUACAACAAUUCAGUGAAGAAAAUGCUCCUCAGUGGUCAGGUUUAAAUAAUUGGCAAGAUUUAACAACAGCAAUUGGAGCACGAUCAGUUUGUUUUCCAUGUUGUUCCAAAACUCCGCAAAAUCUUACAGAUAUGAUAACAGCAGAUGCACAUCUUAUGCAAAAUGUUAAUACAUUUUCUUAA